Messenger RNA from Rhipicephalus sanguineus (brown dog tick), 10586 nucleotides. RefSeq names its product unconventional myosin-Ia. NCBI's taxonomy places the organism in Eukaryota, Metazoa, Arthropoda, Arachnida, Ixodida, Ixodidae. The record is from RefSeq and is a predicted model, not a curated record. Gene Ontology annotation, molecular function: microfilament motor activity; actin filament binding; ATP binding. The transcript has 32 exons. Gene Ontology annotation, cellular component: vesicle; myosin complex; cytoplasm. Gene Ontology annotation, biological process: vesicle transport along actin filament; actin filament organization. Bases 427 to 3834 code for a protein of 1135 amino acids.
CGUUCGGCUUUUCGCCCUCGACGUCGUGAGCAGCGGUGAAUCCGCGCGCGCACGCGCGCGUUUUUUUUCUCUCGGAGUAUCGUCGUCGUCGUAUAUGUUGGUGGCCGCGUCGUGCAUAGAAGGGGCGCCGCGGCCGGUCGUCCGUUGCUCGUCGGCGUGAGAUCGGCGCCUAGCGACUACGACGGCGGUCGGCGCGUGUGUGGAGCAGGCGACGAACCGGUGCUGUGUCCGCCGCACUGCGUGGGCCGCCCCCAUCGGCGGCGGCGACGACCACGACACCCGGGCCACCACGGUCACUACUGUGUGCUUCCUCGAGGCUGGAUUAUGCGGGGCUGACGGCGCUCUCCCAUGCCUCCACAGUGUGAAGUAUCGGGAGCGCCCGGCCUGCGGGCGACGUGGCGCCGCAGCUAGCGGCCGUUGGCGGCGAUGCGUCGGCACCGGAGCCCCUACCCGGGGUCCCGGCUGAGCGCGCUGCGCGGGGACCCCGGUCCAGGUGGUCCGCCGCGCAGGGACGACGACGACGGGCCCAGCCCGCCGCUCUGCUGCAGAGAUCGCUCCAAGUCACGCUCAAAGUCACGCUCCAAGUCCCGCUCCAAGUCCCGCUCACCGGAGUCCCAGCAGCAGCGGCCUUCGUCGUCGGCCAGCGCCCGUGGCGUGCUGAGCCUGGACCAGGAGGUUGGCUUGAGCGACGCGCUGCUCCUCGAGCCGCCCACCGAAGAGGCCUUCAUUGCCAACCUGCACCAGCGAUUCAAGAGGGACCUCAUAUACACCUACAUCGGCACCGUGGUGGUCUCUGUGAACCCGUACAAGAAGCUGGCCCUCUACUGCCCGGACGUGAUUCAGGCCUACGAGAAGUGCAGCAUGUUCGAGCUGCCUCCGCACAUCUAUGCACUAGCGGACAACGCAUACACGUCCUUAAAAGAUCGGAAUCAAGACCAGUGCGUCAUCAUCACCGGGGAGAGUGGCGCAGGAAAAACAGAGGCAAGCAAGCUGGUGAUGCAGUACGUGGCGGCCGUGUCUGGCCGGGACGAAGAGGUGGGCGCCAUCAAAGAGCACAUCUUGAGAAGCACGCCCGUCCUCGAAGCCUUCGGGAAUGCCAAGACGCACCGGAACGACAACUCCUCAAGAUUUGGCAAAUACAUUGAUAUAGAAUUCGACUUCAAAGGGGAUCCGGUCGGCGGAGUGAUUACAAAUUAUCUUCUUGAAAAGUCCAGGGUAAUCAGCCACACGCAGGGAGAGCGCAACUUCCAUUUUUUCUAUCAGUUAUUGAGUGGAGCCGAAGUUCACCUCUUAAAAAGCCUAAAGCUGCAAAGGAACACCGAAAACUAUUCCAUUCUCAAGCACAGCAGAUGUUCUCAAUUGGAAAGCAUGGAUGACAGAAGUUAUUUUGUGUUGACAAAGAGGUCGAUGGAGGCGCUGGGAUUGAGCCAGUCUGAAGUGCACGCCGUGUUCCAAGUGGUUGCCGUCGUGCUCAAGUUGGGAAACGUAGAGUUUCAACCGCGGGCGAACAUCGACGACACGGAAAGCUGCGCCCUCCUCAACGAGUAUGAGUUAUAUGAAAUUUGCGAGUUGCUCCGAGUGGACUUUGCAUUCCUCCAUUCUGCCUUGACCCAGAAGAUGGUGGAGACGAGGCACGACGUGGCCGUCACCGACCUCUCAGCCAAUGAAGCCACAUAUUCCAAGAAUGCCUUAUGCAAAGCUUUGUACAGCCGCCUAUUCACGUGGUUAGUAAGCCGAAUAAAUGAUAGCAUACGGGCGAAGCGCCUCGGAAAAAGAAAAUGUCUGGGGAUCCUGGACAUUUAUGGAUUUGAAGUUCUAGAGAAAAACUGCUUUGAACAGUUCGUUAUAAAUUAUUGCAACGAGAAGCUUGAGCAACUCUUCAUAGUUCUUACGCUGAAACAAGAGCAGGAGGAGUACAUACGUGAGGGUAUUCAAUGGGAGCACAUAGACUACUUUAACAAUGCAAUAAUUUGUGACCUCAUUGAAAAGAAUAACCACGGCAUCCUGGCGAUGCUGGAUGAAGAGUGCCUUCGACCGGGGCCCGCCACUGACGAGAGCUUUCUGUACAAGCUGACCAAGGUGUGCCAGGACAGCCCCUACUUCGAGAGCAAGGGAUGCAAGAACCUCACGGGGGCCGCCGACGUCUCGCUGCCGCCACAGUGCUUCCGUCUUAGGCAUUACGCCGGUGCUGUUACCUAUUCUGUUGUUGGUUUUAUUGAUAAAAACAAUGAUCAUCUCUACCGUGACCUGUCUCAAGCCAUGUACAGCUGCGAUCAUCCCCUGACGAAGGUUCUGUUUCCUGAAGGGAACCCAAAGCGCACGACGCUAAAGCGUCCAACAACGACUGCCACACAGUUCAAGAUUUCCAUUGGAGCACUUGUAAAAAAUUUGCAAGCGAAAACGCCAAACUACGUACGCUGCAUCAAGCCAAAUGAACUCAAGCAGCCGAUGAUCUUCGAGAUGGCACUGGUUCAGCAUCAAGUCCGGUAUCUCGGACUGUUGGAGAACCUGAGGGUGCGUCGCGCGGGGUUCGCCUUCAGGCAGGACUACGUGGAAUUUCUGGAGCGCUACAAGCUGCUCAGCGUUCGCACCUGGCCUCAGUGGACGGGCUUGCCCAUCGAAGGAGUCACGCUCCUGCUCCGAGAUCUGCCAAUCCACCCGUCGGAGUACGUCUUCGGUAGGACAAAGAUAUUCAUCAAGAGCCACCGGACGGUUUGUGAACUGGAGGAAUUUCGGCGCGAACGGUUGAACGAACUGGCUGUCCUCAUCCAGAAGACCUGGAGAGGAUACGUCAUGAGGGAGAGGUUCCUGCGCAUGCGCGAAAGUCAAGUCAUUCUGUCAAGCAACUACAAGUGCUGGAAGGCUCGUCGUGAGUUCUUGCGUAAGCGGCAAGCGGCGACCACCAUUGCUGCCUAUUAUAGAGGAUGGAAGGCAAGACAAGAGUUCGAGCGCCGGAAAAAUCUUGUGACGAGGGAGGAGUUCCACGGCGUCAGGCAGGCGAGGAAGCGGGAGUGUGCGGCGCGUGUCCUGGGCAGAUCCUACCGCCUCUAUAAGCGCCGGCGGUACCUGCUGUGGCUGGCGCGCAACUUGCCAUCGGACUCGCCGGCGGAUCGCUCGUGGCCUCCGGCGCCUCGGUUCCUGUUGCAGACCAGCCACCUGCUGAGGAAGUUGCACCACAAAUGGAGGUGUACGCGGUACAAGCAGAAACUCGAUCAAACUGCUCGAAACCGCAUGCGCGAGAAAAUGACUGCCAGCAUCAUCUUCAAAGACAACAAGGCCUCCUAUCCGAAAAGCGUGUCCCAUCCGUUCCGGGGUGACUAUGUACGGCUGCGCCAGAACGUGAAGUGGAAACGGCUAUCGGACGAAACGGGGGACCAGUACAUCGUCUUCGCGGACAUCAUCAGCAAGAUAACGAGGUCUAGCGGCAAGUGCGUACAGACUCUGUUCGUGGUGAGCACCAACGCGAUGCUGAUCAUGGACCAGCGGACCUUGCAGAUCAAGUACCGCAUUCCAGUGACCGACAUCUACAGGAUAUCGCUCAGUCCUUUCCUGGACGACAUCGCUGUCUUUCACAUACGCACGACUGAAGCGACAAGAAAGAAAGGAGAUUUCAUCUUCGAAACUGGCCACGUCAUCGAGAUCGUGACCAAGCUCUUUCUAGUCAUUCAAAACGCCACUGGGAAGACGCCGGAAGUCAACUUCUCGACAGAGUUCGAGGUGAACUUCGGCAAGGACACAGGGGUGCUCGCUUUCCGGUGCACUUCGAUGGGCGAUCACCACCCGGGGCAGAUCAGGAUCUACCGCAAGGGAAACCGGAUGGAAGUGUUGUUAUGAGGAUGACUUUCUUAGGGCACUUUUUUCCAAUUGCACUUCGAGGCGGAGGACGAGGGUUCUCUCGACAAGUAUCGGAGAGGGAGGGCGGAGGAUGCGUAGAACUCGCCAUGCACAGAAAGAACGCCGCUGUUCUGCUUAUCUGCCUGCGCGUUCGUAAGCAGAGGGUCGAUGCCUUUCGUUCCGGCGCGGCUCCGCCGUUCCACGUGCGCGCGGCCACGGAAGAAGAUGAACUACUGCCUUUCGAGAGCUGCCAAAUAUUCCUAUACGGCUGCCACACGCAGUUUUACUCCCUUUUAACGGGAUUCGAGAUGUGUACAUAGGUGCGUCCUUUGGCCGUCGGUGGUGGGACUUGAGUUUGUCGUGUCAUCGAAGAAGUUGAGUGAACGAGACACGCAUUUUUUGUUUGUUUAUGAAAUGAGAGCGAGAGAUGGAAGAGGUGUAACUAUGGUGGUUGGUACCUUCGGGAUAAUGGUUUCGAAAGCGCCGUUUUAAGUGAGACCGUGACACAUUCAUGAAGAAUGGGUGAAUACUCUAGAACGCUGGCACUAGAUACGAUGUUUCUUAUAAUCAGGCUUGCUGAAGUUGACUGAACUUAGAGGCAUUUUUCUGGAUCUCAAGAUGGAUGUCUGUACUUAAAGAAGGAUUUUGUCUGAACUUAAAGGGCACAGGCCAUGAAUUGGCGUUUUUCCAGUCAUAAAUGACCACCCUGUGGUCAUUGGUGCGUACGCCUAAGUAAGCGUGAAGGGGCCAUCCUGUGCAUUCAAACAAGAGAGUUGUUUAGUAGAAGGUGGAGGUUUGAAGAGGUGGAGGCCUUGCAGCAGACAAGACCACUUGUCGCAACGUUGGCUUCAGCGACCCGCCCCGUUCAAAAAUAUUCAUCUCAUCGUGUACAUUGGUGCUUGCGCCUAAAUAAGCGCGCUUAACUUAAGUAUUCGGCAUCUUCCAAAUUAAUACAUGAUACCGUGCCACUCGUAAACAACGACGUUUGUUCUCAACGGCAGCACUAUGUGUGCACGGGCUUCAACACUGGUCGGCAGUGACGUCAAAGUAGCUUCGGUGUCGUCAAAGUCACGUGACGCCGAAAGUUGUGGCGGUGGUGCCGAAGGAGUCUCACAUAAACCGAGGGGGGGUUGAUGACGAUAACAUAGAUGCGCUCUUUCUUGAGCGUUUAAUUGAAGCAUUCACGCAGCUUUAGCAAGCCCGGUUGUAAGAUACGUCAGCUUGCAAAGAGUUGCCAUUCCUGAGACCCUUUGGUGUUGUGUCUUUGACUCAUUGGAUAGCAACGGUUAUUGUCAUGAACGUAUGUGCAAUUUGCAAGCGGUGCCAAAGUUUCGGUGUCUGAAAUACGAGUGGUGUCUCGGGCAACGCCUUUUAAAACCAUUUCGCUUCCUUGACGACCAUUUCUUCUGAACUAUUGAUCUGUGUAUGCUUUUAUUCAUCCCCAUAUUUCCUUCCACGGUACAUUGCUUAUUUCAUAGGCCAUAGCUACUAGGGCAUCUAAUUUCUUGCAUGAGGAACGGGUGUAGUGCAGAUUUACGUCGACAUCUUUCGAGCGUAAGGUUCUGGACACACCAAUUAUAUUUUAUUUUCGUUUUCUUUUUUUUGUAGAAGAUUCACCUUGCUUCUAGUCGCCAACUUACUCUAUGCAUCAUAGCAAAUGCUUUCCAAGGCACAUUACAUAAGUUGGGAAGGCGCGCUUGAUUUUUUUUUUUAACACAUGGAUACAAAGUACAGCAAGCUCGUACUCAGGAGUGAAAAAAAAAAUCGAGCGGCGUUAAGCGAACAGUCUAUUGCAGUGAUUCUCAAACAUUUAUGAACAUCGCGGAUGGUUAGGCCUGCUGACAACUCGCGUCCGCACCUUCUGGAAAACGUUUUAUUUUUAUUUUUCGACGCGCAAACACGCUCAAGAAUGCAUGUAAAGUGAGAACCAGGAUCUGUAAAGUAAAUGUGCAGAAUGUAAUAUCAAUAAGGCGCAUAGUCCUGGCGUGAAGUGUCCUUCCUCCUAACCCUCUGGCUUGCUUGCCCUCGGAUAUCACUCACACUCUUCCUUUCACAAUGCAUUUCAUUUACUACAAUGCUGCAGUUCAGAACUGGUUUCUUAAAAUUGUCAAUUAAAAAGCACACACCCGGCAUCGUGAGGCUGCGGAGGAGAAAAAAUAGCUACGCAAAUCAGUCAUUGGACUGAAAUCGAACGAAAACAAUGUUGCAUUUACGUCAAUCCUCCCACUCCUCAUUGACGUCACUUCCAGCUUCGAUCACGUGACUUCCGGGUACAAAUUUCCAGCAUUACAUUUCCUUAAAGUUUCCAUGUACGCUUUUAAGCACCUCUCGUUGACAGCUUUCGAUCAUACAUUUCUCACUUCCGGUGUUUACUUGGUGUGCUUCAGGUUUACAUUUCACAUCAGGUUAGAGCCUAGCUGAGGAGAGCCUCUGCCAGAACCAAGUUGAAUUCGGUCUAAAAUUAACGUCGGCGAUAUUAAAGAUAUCACCAUACAGCACUACAAAAUGUGGGCGGAAUGCGCAAGAAGCCAUUUUUUUAUAAAGAAAAAGGAGAUAUAUGCAGGCGAAAAGCAGCCGGGUGUUGUCGGAGGUGGAAACAGCGAUGAACACCAUAUUCUUUGUGGCAUGCAUUUCGCCUUCUACAGAAGGUGCCACAGUACUGUAGAAGAACUGAAAGGCUGGAACAGUUGGUGACAGUUCUUGAACAUAAGCACAGCGCGGUUGCUCUGUGUUUCAAUAGUGCUCAAGAGGUGGCACAGUACUAUUCAUAUAGUAAAACUUACUGUUCGGUCCUGCGAUGCUGUAGACUUGUAGUUGUAACCUCUUUUUUUUUUUUUUGCUACAUUGACCAGGCAAAGUGUACCAUCCGAGCAGCGUUACCGAGAGUGCAGUUGCCUAGGAACAAGAGAUUGCAGCAGAGACCCCAAAUUGGCACCCUAAAAAUAGCGUCAAUGUAGAAGUGCCGCGGCGCUGUCUAGUACUGAAGUCAAGAAACUUGCAUUGAAUUGCAGUUUUAUAAACAGGUAAACACGCAAGAAUGAACCGGGAAUUUACAAACCAGCGUUUACGUGGAUUUUUGGAGAUAAUACCAAAUACGAGUGCAGCGUGCCAAUAACUUCCGAAAAAAAGAUUAUUGUAAUAACGAUGCAGCCGUCAUGCUCAAUUUAAUGGAGGCAUAGUCGCAAAUCCUGGUAAAUGACACUCCUUUGCCACGUUUUAAGCUUUACUGGGGCUAGUGAUGAAGAAGUACGCAGUUUACUUACUGCAGCUCUUUUCGAUGCGUUUUCUUGCCUAGAAAGUAUUGAACACAUCUUGAAGACGUCUUUCUUUAGACCGGUUUCUGAUUAUUUGACAGUGUUUUCCAGAAACCCCUUCGUAUCCGCGGCUCAGUGUUUGAGAAACACUGCUGUAAUUUGCGAGGGCGGUCGCGACCCGGGCAGUGUUGCCUGCCUCAUUUUGACAGGACGUUUCACGCAUACCGCGUGUAUUGCGGAAAAGUGGGAAUGUAAAGAGAUGUACUAGAAAACGCAUUCAUUGCUCAAAAUGGAGAAAAUAAAUAACAUGUGCGUAGCCUAACAAAGCGUGUAUUUAACAAUUUUUCCACUUUAUCUGUAAAUACAGCAUUUCACUUUAGGUAGACCUUGCGCCAUUUAUAAACAUUCAUGUGUGCUCGAAUUUGUGAGAGGAAAAGAGAUAGAAAAAGAAAGUUUCUUUCUCAAACACAUCGCCGUGCUCGCAGCAACUCUGUUGCGAGUAUUCUUUUCUUAAAAAAAAAAACAAUCGUCAUAAAUAAAAGUGCGUUUUUCACUAAACCAUUGUAAAUAUUUCACACAAACAUAACAGUGAGAGUCAAUAAAAAUGUUGAACAUAUUAAACUAGACGGUCAUUCGUUUCAUGAAGUGAGAGAGGAAAAAAAAAAUAAUCGUAUACCCGCAAGUAGUAGUUGAGAAGUUUUUUUUUUGUGGCGCGUUCAAAUAUUUAGACGUUUUAGGCAGCCAUGUUGGCGUGUGGUGUCAUUUCGAUUAGUUCUCGUCGUAUGAGUUGUUUGUUCAUAAGCAGUAAGGGAAAUGACCCUACAUUUUCAGCCGAGGACAGUUCUACGAGGCCUAGCCUGAACAAAAUGAAAGAGCAAAAGAAUUCGCUUUUUUUUGCAAAUGGUAUUAAAACACGUUUUUCUUCUCCACUACCUCGUUGGUUCGCACAGGUCAUGACAAAGUGUUGACUUAGCAGCAUUUGAUAACGAUGUGUCGCAGUUGCAAACUUUAACGACAUUUGCUUUUCAGUGGUGAUUGGCCAUGAAAUGUGUAGCGGGAUAAGAGUAUUACCAUGACACUUUUUUGUGCAUAUGCGUGACUUUAUCAUAAAUAAGACAAGCGCACAGGUGCAAAAUGAUAUGCACGGUUUUGUAAUCAGCGGUUUUACAUUAUAUAUGUCUAAAUUUUUAUGUUUUUUUUUUAACGCUUCACGCUCAUCGAUGACACAAGUGCUGCAUUAAAUGAGUACAUCCCAACUCUAAAAGAAGGAUGGUCGUAUUUGGUGUGACACAUAGGUUAAUGCAAAUACAAUAUUAACUGCAUUUUUUAGAUAUGUACAUCAUUUGGCAGUUCAUUCGGAACUCGCAUUCAGAUGCGACGGAACUCUAGAAACACUUAUUCUGUUCUCAUGGCCUGAAUGUGGAUGCUUUCUUGGAACUAAUAGGUCUUCUGUCUUAGUUUUUUUUUUUUUUUGUGGUGCAAGCUCUCACGCACAUCGGUGUUCGUUUUCUCAGAUUAGUCAACAUCCAACGGAUACUGUGUGUUGACAAUCUUAUCUAACGCAGGUGUUAAAUGGUGCCAACUUUCACUGCCAGAUGCACUGUUGUAUACGAUGCGAAACUGAUUGCUUAUUUCUGUGACUAAAGCGUUUUCAUUGAAAGGUACGUUUUCAUCAGACUGUCGAACUCUGAAUGUGUACCAGAAUACGAUAUACUUUGCGUGCCUUAGUUCUAUGACGCCUUUUGCAUUACUGCGACAAUUUAUUACGUCAGAGAUCAUAGGCGUGCGCAGGCUUCGCCAUUGGAGGGCGCUGUGGGUGGGGGAGAGUUCUCCACGUCCCCUCCCCCCCCCCCCACUCCCUUCCUUACCCGUUGGUAAAGUCUGAAAGAAACCAAACCAUUCUAAAGAUUACUUGCUACGCAAUGAAUGCAAAAAUUAAAACGUAACAAUGACGCCCUUCUCGCAACGGCCUGCCUUUGGUCACCGGCUCUCCGGGGGUAAAGAGAGAAAGUGGUGAGUUCUUAGAAUGCACCAUCAGGGGUGUUCGGCCAUCAUUAUCGUCAAAAACCUGCAUGGCCAUAACCCCCACCUUUAAACAACUACAGGACGUGUCCGACUGAAUAAAGGUAUGGGGCAGACAUGGCGCCCUCCCCUCCCCCCCAUCUGCCCCCGUGCGCACGCCUAUGUCAGAGACUGAGGACACUAUUUGUUAAGGAACAAAUUUUCGAGAGAAUAGCUAUCAGCGUUACGGGCUUGGCGGUAUCCGCAUCAUGAAGGCCUCAUUAGAAACUCGCCGGAAAUCGAAACCACGCGCGUUAUUACAUAAGAGGCAAUGAACAAGCCUGUAACUACAACUCGGUUUAUUAGGUGCCCUUGAUUCGUUACCGAGGCGGAGAUUUCAUCGUCACAAGUGCGAGGUAGUCCUUGUUUGUCGUAGGAGCUCUAGGUAAAUACACCAGGCGCCUUUUAAGAGGAAUUGCUUCGUGAGUUUGGCUAGGAUACAGGCAGUCUUCUAGUUGUUGUUUCUUCUCGUGACAGGGCAGUUGUUGGAGGUUAGAUAUUAUACGAUAAAUAGUGAUUUGUACAGCGAAAUAGUCUCUGAGAAGCCUCUAUAAAUAUUUAUAUAUAUAUACGCAUAAACGCACCUCUCACUUCGUCUCAAGUCUUAGGCAUGUGUACUUGAAUGAAUGGAUUUUCGGUCGUCCAGCGAAGAAAAAAAAAGAAACACUGGAAUGCUCGUCGUCAUGUUUUUUGUUUUUGUUUCCUUUAACAGUUUAGGUGUUCUCUACAAAUUAAAAGAGAAAACUACGGCACCCGAAACUUCGUUCAUGUGUAAUUAGUCUUUCAAACUGUACAGUAAAGUAGACUCCACGAGUUUUCGCGGAAAACAGCCUUACAUUAAGGCUGUUGAGUUACGUGCUUUUACGUUCGUUCCCACACGUGAGUGUUUUUUUUUUUGUUCAUUUCACAGCUGCCACCGUAUAGUGGUGAAAUCUGAGCACUGUGCCGGUUACGUACGGUAUGUUCAGUACUUUGUGUCAAAAAUGACCACUUUCCUUUCUUGUUUUGUUACAGUGCUAGCACUGAUCGUUCGCAGCCUCUGUGUGUUUGCUUUGUAUGAUUGAGAGUGCGUUUAGAAGAUAAAAAAAAAAGUGAUCAACUUUGUCUGUUUUCAUGUCUCAAAUAGGUUUCUGUUAGAGGAAGCAAGACGCACACAGGGCGGUACCGACGCCCUUUGCUUAGUGCGCGGAAUAAAUCUGUGUGCUACAAUAAGACGUGUACAUUACGCACUACAGUCAGCGCAGUGGCGCAAGGUGUUCUGUACAGGUGUAGUUGACAUACUACAGACAAUGCUGCCUGCGUUCGUUGAGCCAUAGAAAGUAAUAAGAAGGAAGAAGAAGAUAAACAACUCAUCACGAUAUAUGGCACUGAACGUUUAUAUAUGCUGAACUGUUUUUCAUACUGAUUUUUAUAAUAAAACGAAAUACGAAACGUUGA